CGGCCGUUUGAUUCAGUCAUAGACGAAGAAAAAAGAGAGUCAUCUUCGGAGCACGAGACUCAAGUAUCCAACAUCCGGUGGCAUCUAGCAGAAGGUGGUUUCGAGGAGUUCAAGCUGUUGGAGAGGCUUGGGGAAGGGAAAAAGGCAACUGCCGUUAUAGGAGAGGUGGCGGAUGAGCUGGGGACGGAGCUGGUAGUGAUGAGCAUGGAAGCCAUCCACUCCAAGUUCAUCGACGCCAAUUUGCUUGCUGAGUUCAUCCCCUGCCCCGUCCUCCUCUUGCCCUUAUGAAUUAUUAUUAUUA
Brassica oleracea var. oleracea is the source of this 301-nucleotide messenger RNA. RefSeq lists its product as uncharacterized. The record is from RefSeq and is a predicted model, not a curated record. The annotation marks the transcript as partial. The transcript is spliced from 2 exons. Lineage: Eukaryota; Viridiplantae; Streptophyta; Magnoliopsida; Brassicales; Brassicaceae.